This is a messenger RNA of Leptinotarsa decemlineata (Colorado potato beetle), 815 nucleotides long. Its product is annotated as misexpression suppressor of ras 3. The record is from RefSeq and is a predicted model, not a curated record. Lineage: Eukaryota; Metazoa; Arthropoda; Insecta; Coleoptera; Chrysomelidae. Gene Ontology annotation, molecular function: DNA-binding transcription factor activity. Gene Ontology annotation, biological process: regulation of transcription by RNA polymerase II.
CAGCAGAACACCCCAUCUACAGCAGUUCUGCUUCCAUUCCGAUAGACAAACGCAUAUCAACUCUAUCGAUCUCAUCCAAACAAAACGAUAAUGCGGACUACGCCAUAAAUAGAUUUUCUCAGAAAUACGACUCGUAUCAGGAUUUCCUUUACAGCAACAACCAACGUCGCAGAAGACUGUCCUCCACUGGCGAAGGCAGUGGCGACUCGAGCACAACCGCUUCGGGGAGCAGUUACGGAGAAAGAGAAGAAGGAAGCGAGGGUAGAGCAGAAAGCGACGAAGUUGAUAGAGAGGAAGAGGAAAAAGAACAACCACUUGGCGGAUUGAUUUCCGAAAUCGAGAGGCAACAAGUCGAAACGUUUUUCAAAGGAUUGAAAACACAAAUAUACGUCAGCGGAUCCUUGGCGAAUUUAUACACAAAAACGCCAUCCGAACAAGACUGGCAACUGAAAUACACGGGAAUCCCUGUCGUUAUAUUGGACGUGGGAGAAUCUCGGGCGAGAGACAAGAGAAAGAUACAGAUUGCACUUUCAGAAAGAGGAACAUGCUUCAUGCUGUGGAGCGACACGAUCGACAACCUGUCGUCGUACAAAGUGGACGGCCCCUCGUUUCACACGAUGCGCUACUCCUCAGACCACACGCUGCAAGUGGGAUUCAGCUUUGACAACGCGCCGCAUGCCCACGAAAUGUGGACCCACAUUGAACGGCUGGUGGCGUGUCCCGAAAAUAUAUCGCUGUCCACGCCAGGUAAAAAGAAGAAGAAGGAAAAGAAACCCCCCAAACCAGCGCGAUUCUCACUUUNAAACUUCAAGUAG